AUGAAGGACCGACGCGGCGGCGCUGGAUUCCCCUUCUCCAUCGGCUGCAUGUCGCAGUCCGCCGUGGCCGUCGCCGAUCCGCUCGGUAAGAAGCCACCAGCACCGGCGCCGCAGCCGCAGGCCGACAACCCUUCUUCCUCCACCACGACGACGGCCACCGCACAGGCAAGCAGAACAUCCAUUUCAGAGAGAGGCGCCGGAGAAGAAAGCAGCGAGGACAAGGCGAGAACCGCGGCGGCGGCGGCGGCAGGGACCGUCACGGCCGGGGUGCAGCGGCUGCUCAGGGGAAUCAAGACCUUCUUCGCGGCGUACGACGUCGAUGAAGAGGAGGACGACGAGGAGCAGGAGAUCGUGAUCGGGUACCCCACCGACGUGCAGCACGUCGGGCACAUCGGCUGGGACGGCAUCAACAAGGUGGGCGGCAUGGGCGUGGGCGUGGGCAUGGCCGGCGCCUUCUCCCUGCCAUCCUCCCUCUCCCUCCGCCAGCUCGAGACCGCCAUGGACCCCGGCGCCGCAACCACCACCUGCAUCAACUGA
Molecule: messenger RNA, 537 nt
Organism: Triticum turgidum subsp. durum (durum wheat)
Lineage: Eukaryota; Viridiplantae; Streptophyta; Magnoliopsida; Poales; Poaceae
Source: the annotation of a GenBank genome assembly